UGGAGGUGGAGGUGAUCUUUCGAGAUUUGGGUAUUGUGUGAAAAACACGCUAGAACUGCAAUCUUCCUACGAUGCACGAUCCACUUCGUGGAGAGCAACUUGUAGUCGUAGAACACGUACAAGACUCUGUGACGGGAGCGACGGCAUCUUCAAGUAGUUGACAACUCAGUACAAGACUCCGUGGUUGCAGCGACAAGAACAUCCUCAAGUAGUUGGCGACGUCUAUUCAAGUUGUUGGCAACUUCUAGAUGACAACAUCUAUCCUAAGUUGACAACAUCUUCUGCACAUCACCAAGUACAAAAAGAGUAAAAACUGACUUGAAGAAACCGCGACCAGAGCAGUAUUGAAGAAACCGGAGUCCUGCAACCAGAGUAGUUGCCCCGAUUAGCGGAAAGUAUAUCAACAGGAGUAGUGUUGAAGAAAAUGAGGCAGGAUUUGUCUAAGAGGCUUCUGGGCCUCGAUCAGAUCCUUCGCAGGAGUCUGGUUAUUAAGGCUACCGCUGAAGCUGCAUCUAGUACGUAGUGCUAGUAGACAGAUUUUUUUACUUCUACUAUAUAUAUGUAAGAAUUUUUAGAACCUCCUCCUUUCGCGUGUUUCAACCCUUCAAAUGUGGAAUAGCCACUUGAUCAUGAAGGCUUGUUGAAAUGUGGCUCUAAGGUUCUCGACGAUAACAAUGCUUACGGCCAUCCUCAAGUGAACGCAGAGGUCUCAACUGCGUUACAGCUGCGUGCAGUGCUCAAACUUCUCUUAAGGCAGUGCUCAAGGCUCCACUAGUACUAACUAGUUGUACAGAGUUGUUUCUCCUCAAGUAUGAGUAUCCUGUACUUCUUAGUCCACACUUAGUAUAUGUAAGAGUUUUUAGUAGUGCUUUGCUGUAGAAAUCCAGAGUACCAGACGUCUUUCUCUUUCUCUUAAGAGUUUUUUUUUUCUGAGGAAGGUUCGCGACCUAGAUGGUUCCGCAUUUUCUUGAUAGAAGUGUAACGUGCGAGACGAUAGGGUCACGCGCGACAAUAAUAAUAAUAAUAGUUGUAGUUCGUAUCCAGCAGGUCAUGAUCUUCAUCAUAGAAUUAUCUCGAUCUUGAUGAUACCUCCAAUCAUUCUGGCGAAAGUGCCACGAUAUGCACACUGUACAAGGGAGGAGUUGGAGGAGCUGGCUGUCCGGACGCAUCUCAUUUCUGUGCCGCCUAUGUCGUGUACUAUUGCGUUUUCUGAUGUAUUCGAAAACUCAAAAUAACCGAGUUACUGACUGAAAUAAGGGAGGUAGCUGAACAGCAAGGCUACUCUUCCUUCUCGUCAGUAUCUCGGUUAUUCUGAUCAGUUACUCGCUUAUUUCAGUUUAUCGAAUAGUCCAAUAUUAUAACUGAUCACGAUCUACAGUCCUUCCACAGUAGAAGUAAGUAGUAGAACCAAGCUCGUAUUUCCCGGCUCUUUUCUCACGCUUACAAGUUAUUACUUAGACAGCAUGUUUCCAUCCACGACUAUCAGGAGGUGGGUCCCAGGUUCCUGCUUCGUAAGUAGAAGUAUGAGGGACUUUAGAUUCCUUCGUCAAAGUUUGGAAUUUCUUCCUCGUCUAUCAGGUCUGCUUCGGAAGGAUCAGAGGCUGCCGGAGAGUGAGCAUUACAUUCUUCUUUAAGACUUGGCUUCCUAGAACAUCACCUCUCAAGUCUAUCCUCAACAAGUCUAUCCUCACCUCUCAAGUCUAUCUUGUUUUCGCAAGAAGGAGUUCACCCUGCUCACAUUGUUCCAAAUGUGUGUACUCUUGAACUUAACUCCGAACUUCUGGAUGAACUAGGAGUAUUUAAUUUAGAAAAUUAGUUGGACUCUUCACAUUCAUAGAGUAGCUGGACUUUCUAACUUCUGUCCGGGAGGUGCGUGGGGAUAUCAGUGGGCUUGGAAACGUUGAUGAACCAGUCACUAUCGAAGCUUUUCCAACGACUGCAAAAAUCAACAAACGGCCAAUCUGCGGUGCCGGGUUAUCGUGUCAUUAUGCAGUUCACCGUCAAUCCUAACCACAACAGGCUAUCCUGUCUGCGACAGGCUAUCCUCUCCACAGGCUUUCCUAUCCAUAGGAUAGUCUAAAGAUGCUUCAAAGAAUAGUCUGCGGAUACUUAUUAACUUCAAUGAGUAGGCUAAGGAUGCUUCAAAGGAUACUCUAAAGUAGGUGCUUCAUCUUGCUCGUAGUUUCUCUGUUGAUCCUACCUCAGGUCUGUUGAACUAGAAUCAUGUUUUACUAGUAGUUGAACAGUUGUACCUAGCUAGUUCUCGUACCAUACUAAACUGCUGUUUCUGAUGGCCUCCGAGAAAAAUGAGGAGAGUAAUACAAGUCAACGCGAGUGUCGAUUAAGUUGAACUAGUGCCUCCACCUUCCUCGGGAUAAAAGUCCUACUAUCUUCAUCCAAGGGAUAAUCUUCCGCCUCCUGCUCUAGUCGAUUUCUUAGACUUCUAGUGGAAUACGACAAUGUUAAGAAGCAAGUAAGUAUCUUACUUGCUUUGAAUUCCGCUUACUUUAUAGUACUUACUUCAUUACUCUAAUCGGGUCCGUCCUCUGGUGGACAAAAUCGUUAUUCCGAUGGACGGAAGGCCAUCCGAGGACAUUCUAGUGAUGCCGGAGGAAACGGCGAUAUUUGGCAGGGUUUCCGCGGAUCUGAAGUACAUGGCAGCCCUCAGGGCGUUGGUUAAGGCGCUUACAAAUCGUAGUUACUGUAUAAAAGAAGUGCACGUACCCGUGGAUUGGUUUUACUACUACUACUACUACUAAGUGCAGCAAAGGAUAGAACUUUUUACAAAUUGUAGUUACUAAAAAUAUGCGUAUUUUUAUGGGAUAGAAGAAAGGAAGGAAAGUUCGUUGUAAGAUUAAGCACAAUCAUCAUGAUCAUCAUCAUCAUCAUCAUCGUCGUGCGGUCUUAUGCUUCCUAGGGUGGUUGUUUGUAAAUUUGUUGAAUUCAUUCUUUGCAAAACCUCCACUUGUAACUUCGGGGGGGGGAAGAAGCAUAUAGUCUCAUGGAAAAAAAUAGCCUCUUGCUAGUAUUGGCGCACUCAUUCACUCACUCCAGAGGGACUGAGUCAGAGAGACACUUCAGAGAUUUAGACUCGAGACUCUCUUUUAACUAGUACUGACCAGUUUGGGAGUGGGACUCUUCUAUAUCACUUUGGAGACUCAAGACUCUCUAUAAUUGAGAGGUGCAUAUCAUCUUCUAGUACUUUGGAGGCGUGGGCGUGUCUUCAGGGUUGUCUAAAUUGGCGCUGAAGAAGAAGAAAGUUCGGUUACGG
Messenger RNA from Amoebophrya sp. A25, 3271 nucleotides. The record is from the annotation of a GenBank genome assembly. Lineage: Eukaryota; Dinophyceae; Syndiniales; Amoebophryaceae.